Rhopalosiphum padi (bird cherry-oat aphid) is the source of this 2582-nucleotide messenger RNA. Its product is annotated as heterogeneous nuclear ribonucleoprotein L-like. Bases 1025 to 2308 code for a protein of 427 amino acids. Gene Ontology annotation, cellular component: nucleus. Gene Ontology annotation, biological process: regulation of RNA splicing; mRNA processing. The transcript is spliced from 2 exons. NCBI's taxonomy places the organism in Eukaryota, Metazoa, Arthropoda, Insecta, Hemiptera, Aphididae. The record is from RefSeq and is a predicted model, not a curated record. Gene Ontology annotation, molecular function: mRNA binding.
GGCCCGCGUUUAUCAGCUGCUGCUUGUGGCCGCAGCAGCAGGCGUGCAGGCAGAGCAGCAGCAGCUUACGUGUGGACGCCGCCGAGGGGUUCUCAAAUCGUUUCUCCGCGACCGCGUCUCCCCCCAUUUUUCCACUCACUUGUCGCGCGACACGCACACACGCCGAACGCCGACCGAAUAACGCGCCACUCGCGCGCGCCUGUCUUAUCGUCAUCGUCGUCAUCGUCGUUAUUAUUUACGAACCCGAACCAUCCGAAUAAUCCGAUCGGCGAUCACAACUGAUCAGUGCGUGUUCGAUGUCCGAACGUUUCCGCCACGGCACCACAGUCCGUUCGAUCACCCGAGGCAGGUUUUUUUUUUUAUCGACAUUGUUGUUGUUGUUGUUGUUGCUACGUUCCGAUCCGUCGUCCCCGUUUCGAUAAUAUAAUUCAAUAAUAAUAAUAAUAAUUUAUAUUACUAUAAUAUUAUUAUUAUUUCUGACAUCACCGUGUAUGCGCGCGCAUUGCCGCGUAUAAGUGCGUGCGUGCGAGUUUCGCGGUUUGUAUUGUAAAGUUGCGUGCGUGCGCGCCUCCACGAGAGAUAUCGAGACAAAAUGGCGUCGGUCUUAUGAUAGCGCUGGUCUGAGGUGCACGAUAUAUAUAUUAUAUAUACUAUAAUAUUAUCGUUUUAAUAUCGUAAAUUAUAUUCGUUUUUAUAUCGUUAUCGUGCUCGGCGCUGCGGGUAUGUGAGAUGAUGACAAAAUGGUCUCGAUCGACGACCGUGACAUCAUCGUUGUCGUCCGUACCGUUUUGACGCGAUCAAUUUUACUCGGUCUCGUCGGAAACGAUUCGUCCGCCCGAAGUGCCAUGUAGUCCUUUGAAAUCCGUUCGAGCUCCACUUCCUCGUCUUAUUCUCUGUUCUAACUCUUAAUCUCUCUCUGUCUUUCAGUAUCCGUACUUUAUCUGGACCAUGUCGUCCGUCGUUUCGCCGGCGACCAAUAAAUAACGUUUUUUUUAGAACCUGGGACGUGUUUCCCUCGAAAAUAAUGAUGUCAUUUAACCAUUACGGUUACAACAGUUUGAAAAACGAACAGACCAACAAACGGCUGAGGACCGCCGACUACGACCGGGAGUCACGAACCACCAACAGUUCCGUGUCGUACGAGGACGGCCGCCGCAAGAACGCCGAAACGCAGCCCAAUCACAUACUUCUGUUGACCAUCACCAAAGUGACGUACCCGAUAAACACAGACGUCAUCCACACAAUUUCCAAAGACCAUGGUAACGUUCUACGUAUAGUUAUAUUUAGGAAACGCGGUGUACAAGCCAUGGUAGAAUAUGAAGAAGUGGAACAGGCCAUAAGGGCCAAGCAGUUGAUGGACGGUGCUGACAUAUACCAGGGGUGUUGUACGCUACGGGUGGAAUACGCCAAGCCGUCUAAGCUAAAUGUUUACAAAAAUGACUCCGAAACGUGGGACUACACUACGCCAAAUCCUGGCGAGAAGAAAACGGCACCCUUGUUACCGGACCCUCCCAGAGCUCCACUGAUAUCUACUCGACCUACAUUCCCUCGAUUUGAUUUCGAAUGUCGGGGCGGACUAUUAUCUACACCUCAUGAUUUACCUAAUAAUAAUUAUGGAGAUAGCUAUCCAGCAACGCCUGGACGUUGUGUACUAAUGGUCUAUGGUCUAGAUCCCGAUAAAGCAAAUUGUAAUCGGCUGUUUAAUUUAUUUUGUUUGUAUGGAAACGUGGUUAAAAUUAAAUUUUUAAAAAGCAAGGAAGGUUGUGCAAUGGUACAGAUGGACAAUGAAAUGUCUGUAGAUCGUUGUAUGGAUAAUUUGAAUAAGCUAACACUUAUUAGUGGUAAUGUGUUACAGCUACAAGUAUCAAAGCAAAUGUAUUUGUCUGACAUUAUGGUACCAUAUGAUCUGCCUGAUGGCACUCCGUCAUUCAAAGAUUAUUCCAACUCAAAAAAUAAUAGGUAUCAUUCAAAUUCUAAUGGAAAAAAUCGGCGUCAGACCCCAUCCAGUGUGUUGCAUUUUUUUAAUGCUCCACCAAACAUAUCAGAAGCUGAUUUAUCCCAGACAAUAAGCAAAGCUGUAAAAGAUGUUGAUCCAAAAAUUAUCAUUAAGAUGUUUCCUCCCAAAGGUACAGAAGCACGUAGCUCAUCUGGGCUUGUCGAGUUUACAGAUAUGGCUAUAGCUGUUGAAGUGAUAAUGGCUGUCAACCACUGGCCUAUAAAAUGUGAAUCAUCCAAGUUUCCAUACUUACUCAGACUAUGUUUUUCAUCGCUGCCCAAAGGAAUAGCGAAUGCCGAGAUGGCACAGUGACAUUGCGCUGCUUAAUGAACUACCGUAUCUCAUGUUUGUCAAUUAUUACUUUUUAGUGCAUAAUAUUGGGUUAUUUUUAUUUUUUAAAGAGAAAUCGACUAUGUUUCACAUUUCCUAUUAAUAAGUUAAAAGGACUAUGGUUAAUGUCUACCACCCCCUUAAAAUGUUUUCGUAUAUUUAUUAUUAUUAAAUAUAUUAAUUGUUUUUUUUCUGUAUUUGUAUUAUUAAAUAAUGUAGACUUGUCAAUUAUGAAAAUCAAACCAUAUCUUUACUA